Messenger RNA from Rhinichthys klamathensis goyatoka, 1945 nucleotides. RefSeq names its product methionine adenosyltransferase II, alpha b (gene mat2ab). Gene Ontology annotation, biological process: S-adenosylmethionine biosynthetic process. The record is from RefSeq and is a predicted model, not a curated record. The coding region runs from base 71 to 1267 and encodes 398 amino acids. Gene Ontology annotation, molecular function: methionine adenosyltransferase activity; ATP binding. The transcript has 9 exons. Gene Ontology annotation, cellular component: methionine adenosyltransferase complex; cytosol. Lineage: Eukaryota; Metazoa; Chordata; Actinopteri; Cypriniformes; Leuciscidae.
AGGGGUGACAGAUUUCCUGCGCUUUCCAAACGAUUGAGUAAAGUAGCCUACAACACAAAAGAAACUAAAAAUGAUGAACGGCAACGGAGAAAUUAACGGGUUCCAUAACUCUCUUAUUGAGGAGGACUGCUUCUUGUUUACAUCGGAGUCCGUUGGAGAAGGGCAUCCAGAUAAGAUAUGUGACCAGAUAAGUGAUGCGGUUUUGGACGCUCACCUGAAGCAAGACCCAGAUGCAAAAGUGGCUUGUGAAACUGUAGCCAAGACUGGAAUGAUUUUGCUGGCGGGAGAGGUGACGUCUCGUGCUGUUGUAGACUAUCAAAAGGUGGUCCGUGACACCAUAAAACACAUCGGCUACGACGACUCAUCCAAGGGCUUUGAUUACAAGACCUGUAAUGUUCUGGUGGCCCUGGAGCAGCAGUCUCCAGACAUCGCCCAGGGAGUUCACUUAGACCGCAGUGAAGAGGACGUUGGGGCUGGCGACCAGGGUCUAAUGUUCGGUUAUGCCACUGAUGAGACUGAGGAAUGUAUGCCACUCACUAUUGUGCUCGCACACAAACUUAAUGCCAAGUUGGCAGAACUGAGGCGCAACGGCACCCUGCCCUGGCUCCGGCCCGACUCCAAGACUCAGGUUACUGUGCAGUACAGACAGGAGCGUGGAGCCAUGCUGCCGGUGCGGGUCCACACUAUUGUAGUCUCUGUGCAGCACGAUGAAGACAUCUGUCUUGAUGAGAUGCGUGAUGCGCUCAAAGAUAAAGUCAUCAAAGUCGUGGUCCCCUCCGUUUAUCUGGAUGAUGAUACCAUCUACCACUUGCAGCCCAGUGGCCGCUUUGUCAUUGGAGGCCCUCAGGGUGACGCCGGCCUGACUGGUCGUAAGAUUAUCGUGGAUACCUAUGGAGGUUGGGGAGCCCAUGGUGGAGGAGCUUUCUCUGGAAAGGAUUACACUAAAGUGGACCGUUCUGCUGCGUACGCUGCCCGCUGGGUGGCCAAAUCUCUAGUGAAGGCCAAACUGUGCAGGCGUGUUCUUGUGCAGGUUGCUUAUGCCAUCGGAGUGGCUCAUCCUCUUUCCAUUUCCAUCUUCCACUAUGGCACAUCCCAAAAGAGUGAGCAGGAGCUGCUGAAAAUAGUCAAGAAAAACUUUGAUCUUCGUCCAGGAGUGAUUGUGAGGGAGCUGGAGCUGAAGAAGCCAAUAUAUCAGAAGACUGCUGCGUACGGCCACUUUGGCCGUGACUCUUUCUCUUGGGAAGUGCCCAAAAAGCUGCACUACUAAACCUUUUGUUAAGGUUUUUCCUCUCUAGGCCUGUUGGUGUAUUCUACAGAGAAGCCCGCAUGGCUUGUGGGGAGAAGCCAUUAUUCUGGUACAAGUCCUGCUGGUCCAUCUUUUUCUUUCAUUUUCCCAUCAUAUUGCAUCAUCAACCAUUGCACUUGUUCAUCAGCAUUAGGAUAAAGGAAGUGUACGACACAGAUUAAUGUGUUAAUUUUAAAUUUAGGAAUUGUAAACUGGUUGGCCAGUAUUAACUAUGGCUUUUGAUUUUAUGCACCACUUUUUACCACUGUAUUAUAAGCAUUCCCAACCAUUUUUAGUUCUUUUAAACAAUGUGUAUUAUUUAUUAGUCUUGUCAUGUUUUACUCUGGAGGUCAACUGUGAUGCUGUGUGUUGCUGUUCUUGGUCUCUUCCCUAGUGCUCUGUGGUUCCCAAGUGUCUUACAGAAAAACUUUGGGGACCAGCCACAAGGAAAGUGUUUGCUGCAGUGCCUGGGUAUGCAGAGCCGCUUCUUUUGGCCAAUACUCUAAUGCACUGAAAGAUGAUAAUUGUAUUUCUUCUUUCACACUCUCGUCUUUUCUUGAACAGAGGGAUGGCAAUUUUGGCUGGUGUUGUACAGAGAAACUAGCCAUGUUUACAAGCAUAUUCUCUCUCUCUCUCUCUCUAUAUAUAUAUAUAUAUAUA